Messenger RNA from Iphiclides podalirius (scarce swallowtail), 1428 nucleotides. The record is from the annotation of a GenBank genome assembly. Lineage: Eukaryota; Metazoa; Arthropoda; Insecta; Lepidoptera; Papilionidae.
AUGGAGCUAGCGUUUCUUCUCCUGGCACUUAUCCCCGAAGCCCUGGGGAACAUAUGCAAGGGUCUCCAAUCUGCCGUCAUCGCGCACCCAGAGUCCUGCAAGAAGUUCGUGAUAUGCGAGGAGGAGCGGCCUUCGGUUCUCACCUGUCCCGGUGACCUCUACUUUGACGUGAUCAUCAGGAGUUGUAUUCUACACUCGUUGGCUCAUUGUGCUCCUAAGCGUUCAUUGACAACUACACCAGUACCUUUGCCGUAUCAAUCAACAACACCGAGCCCAACAACAACGCCGUCAAGUACAAGUUAUGAAACACUGCCGCCGAUUACUACAGCCUCAACGUCAACCGGAACCUGGCAGUCUCUACCGCCAAUACCAACAACAGAAAGUUCCACUACUACGGACGUUGAACCAUCGGCAUUGCCCCCCAUUCCCACAUCUGAACCAUCCCCCAAAAGUAACUCCUCUGAAAGCACGACGCCUAAUCGUGUCGACACAACGACGUCAAUCAGUACUUCACGUAGUGUAGUCACGACAUCUGAAGACACCUCAACAAUAACGCUUUCCACUAGCUCAAGCACAGCUAAUGAUCUAUUAACGACUAAAGAAACUCCAUUAGAUACAAGCUCUGCUUCAGUAACAUAUAUCACUACUCCGGCUAUGUCAAGUUCUGAACAAACAAGGUCUUCUAACCCAGAAACUACUGAGAGUUUAACAACUAUUCCUGGCGAAAAAACUAAGCCCGUUAAUACAUCCCCCACCAGUUCAAGUAUCUCGACCAUUUCAAAUGUAACAUCUUUCACGACUCCUUUAAGUAAAACAACUGUCACACUUUCUUCAGAAACUUUUGAUGAUAUGACAUCGCCAACAACUCUGUGGACCGAUAGUAUUACAUCAACAAAAACAUUAUCUCCUGUUCCUAUCUCAUCUACAUCAAGUACGACGCUUGAAACAGAACCAAGUACUCUCACACAACGAAUUUCAACAACACAGGCAAGCAUUACGCUAACUUCUGUUGAAGAAGCUUCAACCCCGCCCAUUUUAAGCGAAUCAACAACAGAGGGUUCUGAGACUGAUGUUUCCGAAACGACUUCACCGGUCGAACCGAGCUCACUUUCCCCUAUUACAAACGCAACGCAACAACCGCCAACAGCCCCCACGUUGCCGCCAAUUUCAACGAAUCAACAACAGAUGGUUCUGAGACUGAUGUUUCCGAAACGACUUCACCGGUCGAACCGAGCUCACUACCCCGAUUACAAACGCAACGCAAAAACCGCCAACAGCCCCCACGUUGCCGCCAAUUUCAAGUAUUACACUCUAGUGAACCCCGAAAAUACUAGUUCGUUCUACUAUUGCGUGCUUGGAACUAGAUACCUUUUCAAAUGCCCAUACAACUAUGAAUUCGAUCCUUAUAUACAUGUGUGCGUAAGUCCA